AAUUCAUUAUUUUCAAUUUCGAGCAUUCUUUCGCAAUUUAACUAUUUGAAAAAAAAAAGAGAAAGAGGAAUAAUGUUAUAUCCUAUGAGUGUCCUUUUCUAUUUCUCAGCAUAUUUUAUGCUUUACAGAGCAUUGAAGGAUUUAUUGGAUUAUCGAUUCAGCCUUGUAGCUGCUUAUAUCCGGAAUCUUGUAAAAAAUAACAAUUCAUCAAAGAAGAAUUUAGUAUAUUUUGCAAUAUCAAAGGCAUAUUUGAGGAAUUUAAAAAAUAGAAUUUUAAUAAUAUAUAAAUGGCUUUCAUCAUUUGAGAUUUUGAAUUUUCGUAAGGAUAUGGUAAUUUUUUAAAUUGAAAAUAAUAAUAAUUGAUUAAAAUUAUUGAUUAAGAAGAUAAAAAAAAAUUCUAUUUUUAUGAUUCUAUUCUUUUAUGAUUAAAGAAGAAAUUUCUCUUGAAAAUUAGAGAAGAAAAUUCAUUUCAGAAGAAAAAUAUUAUAGAUCUAAUUAUCUUCUUAAAGAGAAGGUUUUAAUGCGACGUUUCUUUACGGUUUAUGUCCUUGUAAUUAUAACUAUAUCGUUGACGUCGUUCGGAUAUUUAAACGAUGAUUUCAUCAAUGGAAAUUAGCAAUUAACCAAUAUGCGCAUUGCUUUUUAUAUUGAAAAAAUUCCUCCAUGUAUUUUUUUUUGCGAGCAUAAGAAAUCGAAGAGGACACUCGCUCGUUGAAAUAUAAUAUAGGAAAUUCAACAUUAACACCGCCGAAUAAAACUAACAACAGAAAUACGAAUCUCACCUAUGGCAUUGAUGAUGUCCCACCCUGGUAUCUUUGCUUAUUUAUGGCUUUACAGCAUUAUUUAACUAUGAUAGGUGCAAUAGUCUCGAUUCCUUUCAUUUUAACACCAGCUCUAUGUAUGGCAGAGGAUGAUCCAGCGAGAAGUUACAUCAUCUCCACUAUGAUCUUCGUUACAGGACUUGUCACUUUUUUUCAAACUACCAUAGGAUGCAGAUUACCUCUUGUUCAAGGAGGAACCAUUUCUUUUUUAGUCCCAACUCUUGCAAUCUUAAGUUUACCACAAUGGAAGUGUCCGCCACCAGAGAUUUUAAAUGAAUUAUCCUCUGCUAAUCGUACAGAAAUAUGGCAAAUCAGAAUGAGAGAACUUUCAGGAGCAAUUGCUGUAUCCUCUUUGUUUCAAGUAAUAGUUGGAUUUGGAGGUAUUAUUGGAUAUUUAUUGAAAUUUAUUACACCAUUGACUAUUGUGCCAACUGUCUCCCUGGUUGGAAUAUCCCUUUUUGAGAAUGCAGCUGAUGCUGCAUCUAAACAUUGGGGUAUCGCAGCUGGAACAAUACUGAUGUUAACAUUGUAUUCUCAAAUACUUGUUAAUGUGCCAUUCCCGGUAUUAAUGUACCGUAAGGGUCAAGGAAUUAGAGUCGUGUGGUUUGAAUUAUUUAAACUAUUCCCGGUACUGUUAACUAUAAUAGUCAUGUGGAUAAUUUGCACGAUUUUAACCGUAACGGAUAUUUUACCAGUUGGUCAUCCAGCCAGAGCAGAUAGUAAAUUAAAGAUUAUCAAUGAUUCUCCAUGGUUCCGAUUUCCUUAUCCUGGUCAAUGGGGUACACCCACUGUAUCUUUAUCUGGUGUACUUGGCAUGUUAGCUGGUGUAUUGGCAUGUACAGUGGAAUCUAUCAGUUACUAUCCAACAACAUCUAGAAUGUGUGGAGCUCCUCCUCCUCCAAUUCACGCUAUUAAUCGAGGUAUUGGUAUGGAAGGCCUUGGAACAAUGUUAGCUGGUCUUUGGGGAAGUGGAAAUGGUACAAACACGUUUGGAGAAAAUGUAGGAACUAUUGGCGUUACGAAAGUUGGCAGUCGCAGAGUUAUUCAAUGGGCGUGUGGAUUAAUGAUCCUUCAAGGAUUGAUUAGUAAAUUUGGCGCUGUUUUUAUCAUCAUUCCUGAGCCCAUAGUCGGCGGAAUAUUUUGUAUAAUGUUUGGGAUGAUCUGCGCCUUCGGUCUUUCUGCAUUACAAUAUGUAAAUUUAAAUUCUGCAAGGAAUUUAUAUAUUCUUGGAUUUUCCAUUUUUUUCCCACUGGUUUUAUCAAAAUGGAUGAUCAAUCAUCCAGGAGUAAUACAAACUGGGAACGAAAUAUUCGAUAGUGUAGUUACAGUAUUAUUUAGCACAACUAUCUUAGUUGGAGGUGUUGUGGGAUGUUUAUUAGAUAAUAUUAUACCAGGUACACCUGAGGAACGUGGACUCAUUGCUUGGUCAAAUGAAAUGGAAUUAAAUACUGCAAAAGACGAAAAAGGGGAUCAAGAGCAUAUAUCCAAUACGUUUGAUUUUCCAUUUGGAAUGGAUAUUUUACGAAGAUGGAAAUGGACACAUUACAUGCCAUUUUUACCGACUUACAAACCUGGAAUUUAUUCAUGUGGUCAAAGAAAACAAUAAAUAAUUUAAUUUUAUUUGAUAAUGAAUUGCUAAUUAUCGUAUGAAUUUUACAAAGCAAUAACGCGAAUAUUGAAUGAAUCACUUUACAAAUGAUUGAAUAGAAUGUAAAAGAAAAUGAUAUUGAAAUGAUACAAAUUAAAGAAUUUUUAUAUAAAAAAAAA
This is a messenger RNA of Apis florea (little honeybee), 2588 nucleotides long. Its product is annotated as solute carrier family 23 member 1. NCBI's taxonomy places the organism in Eukaryota, Metazoa, Arthropoda, Insecta, Hymenoptera, Apidae. Gene Ontology annotation, molecular function: transmembrane transporter activity. Gene Ontology annotation, cellular component: membrane. The record is from RefSeq and is a predicted model, not a curated record. Gene Ontology annotation, biological process: transmembrane transport.